Centruroides sculpturatus (bark scorpion) is the source of this 942-nucleotide messenger RNA. RefSeq names its product sorting nexin-21-like. Gene Ontology annotation, cellular component: early endosome membrane. The transcript has a single exon. Gene Ontology annotation, biological process: protein transport. The annotation marks the transcript as partial. NCBI's taxonomy places the organism in Eukaryota, Metazoa, Arthropoda, Arachnida, Scorpiones, Buthidae. The record is from RefSeq and is a predicted model, not a curated record. Gene Ontology annotation, molecular function: phosphatidylinositol phosphate binding.
UUUUUACAGAGUUAUACUGUUUUAAUCAAGAGGGUCCCUGGACUUGAAAGACAGCCAGGAGUGCUUGAACGCAGAUAUACAGAUUUUUUGCAUUUGUAUCAAUCACUAAAAAAACAUUUUCCAUCUGUUUUAAAUGACUUUCCAUUUCCUAAGAAAGCCCUACUAGGAAAUUUCACAGCAGAAGUUAUUACAGAAAGAAGUGUAGCUUUUCAACAUUUACUUGCUUACAUUUUCUCUAUUAGUGAACUACGACAGUCGAUAGAAGUAGCUGAAUUUUUUUAUAAUCGUGAACUGCAAGAUGCACAUAAGAUGAUGAAAGUGGGACAAUUUGAGGAUGCUUCGGUUAUUUUAGAAAAUGUGUAUUUUGUUCAAGAAAAGUUAUUGGGUGAGGAUCAUUUCUCGACAUAUUAUACUCUGUGUAUAUUAAUUGCUUGUCUUAAUGCAGUAGAUAAUAUAUCAGAAGCCCAGAAAUAUGCUGAAAUAGCCUUGCUGUACGUUUCGAAAUACAUCAAAAGUGAUCUCACUGUUCCUCUAAUGGUUCUUUCAAUCAGAUUGUGGUGGGCUGUUGGAAAAGACAAACGGGAUCUUGAGAAGAGGGUUCAAGAGAUGAAAAAGAACGGCAUAAACGUAGAAAAGCAGCCUACUCUGCUUGAACUUGUGCUUCACAGAGAAUGUCCUUUGGUUCAAAACUGAAGAUCUUAAAUCCUGUUGACUGCUUCUAGUCUCCAUAAUUUAUUUACUUAAAAUAAUUUAAGUAGGAAAUAUUUUAAAGCCAAUCUUUUAGGUAGAAUAAUCAUAUAAAAAAGUUAGCUCAAAAAGUAAAGUCUACUUUACAAAUAUUCUUAAAAAUUUUCUAUUUAUACAUUUCCAUUAUACAAGCUAAAUUAUAUAUGUAUAUAUAUAUGUAAAUUAUAGGAAGUAAGAAUUUAUUUUUACACUCAA